Polyodon spathula (Mississippi paddlefish) is the source of this 1946-nucleotide messenger RNA. Its product is annotated as ADP-dependent glucokinase-like. Gene Ontology annotation, cellular component: endoplasmic reticulum. NCBI's taxonomy places the organism in Eukaryota, Metazoa, Chordata, Actinopteri, Acipenseriformes, Polyodontidae. Gene Ontology annotation, biological process: glucose metabolic process. Bases 125 to 1582 code for a protein of 485 amino acids. The transcript is spliced from 6 exons. Gene Ontology annotation, molecular function: ADP-specific glucokinase activity. The record is from RefSeq and is a predicted model, not a curated record.
GCUGUCACUGUCUGCAGUGUAUGCGUGUGCUCCUGCUUCAGUGGGUUGCCUCUGUGUCUUUGCAAGCACAUGUACUUGUUUUCGUCUCGGUGUGUACUGUUGUUCGUUUACGGUCGCGUUUGAAAUGGCGAAUGGACCGAAGUCCAGCAGCAGUCUUCUGAGAUACGGAACCGUCGCGUCUCUUCUGGUUAUUCUGUUGGCUUUGUGGUACCGAUCCCCGGUCCAGCAUUCACUCGACCACAGGCUGGACACAGUUUUAACAUCGCUGCUGAGAGCCGAGAGUAAAGUGGACAUCGACAGCUUUCGCAGACCCAAAGUGGCCAUAGGUUUCGGCGGCUGUGUGGACAUUAUUGUGGACGGCGUUAAGCUCUUAAAUGAGAUUGGUCUUAAACCCAGCAAAACCCCCUUUCAUCACGACUGCAUUGAAAGCAGGGAGCAGCUCUCCCAGAGCUUUGCAUACUUCUUUCCACCCGGGGCAGCCUCAGAGAGAUUCCUGUCCAAUGACACUUUGUUUAAUGAGCUGGUGGAAGCAUCACGAGGGCUCCAGGGGAAUCGAUGGGCUCUCGGAGGGAACGCUGCAGUCAUGGCUAACCGACUAGCCUCGGAGGGGUGUGACGUGCUCCUGGGAGGCCGCUUCAGCCCAGAAGUCACUGAAGUCCUUUCUGAUCACGUGACAGUGGCUGGGAAGCCAGUAGAGGACCCUGAUAUUCACUUGAUUCUAGAGUACCCCACUGGGGCGAAAUGGGGAGAGUACGUCUCCAGGAGAGCAAACAGGUACAUCGUUCACAGUGAUGACCACAACCCUCUGCUGGAUUCCCUGGAGGACUUUGAGGAGCAGCUCCAGGCUUUCAGGCCGGACCUCCUUGUGAUUGGUGGGCUCCAGAUGAUGGAUAACUUUCCAUUUGAAAAAGAUGUGCGCGAGGCCCGGCUGGAGCGUCUGAAUGCCAUGAUGCUGUCGGUAGAUGAGGCGACAGACAUCCAUUUCGAGAUGGCCUCCUUCGUGGACGAGGGUUUGAUGCGGGCGCUGCUGAGCCAGGUGGUGCCCCAUGCCAGCUCUCUGGGCAUGAACGAGCAGGAGCUACCCAACCUUCUCAGCCUGCUGAAGGGAGGCAACGUCACUGUGCUCUCCGACCCCAACCCCCGCGUGGCCACCGUCCUGGACCAGAUGAGGGAGCUGUACCGCCUGCUGAGCACUGAGAGGCAGGGCCAGGCCGGGGGCCGCAGACUCACCAGGCUGCACGUCCACACCCUGGCCUUCCAGGCCAUCAUCGUGACUACAGGCUCCCCCUGGAAGAACACCAUGUCAGCCACGGCCAAGGCUUCCCUCACCGCCAACCGGCAUGUGUGCGGCUCGCCCGACAUCAACCCCGGCAAGGCCAAGCUCAUCAUGGACGACUCGUUCUCCAUCAGCCGCCAGGAAGGCAGCCAGAGAAUGCCCUUGCUGGAGACCAAGCCCGUGGCCUGCUGGUUGGAGGCUGACUAUGAGGUGUGUGUCGCCCCCGUGCUGGUGUGCACAGACGUGUACCAGACUGCUGGAGGAGGGGACAAUGUCUCAGCGGCUGGGUUAGUGCUGCAGAUUUAACACGGAGGAGACACUCUGGAAAAUUAGAAACUUAUUCAACUCAUGGAAGACAGUGCCCACUUAUGUGAAGUGCUUUUUAAAAUGUAUUCUCUUUUAACACUUUUUUUUUACUUCUUUUUCAAUCUUUAAACACAUCUAGCUACGGUAGCUAUCAAAUGCAUAUAAGCUGUUGUGGGACUGCAGCUUCAUUUUUUCUGUUUUACUGCUUAUUAUGUAGAACACAUGCGAGUACAGGACACCUGGGUGUAGUGUUCCUGCUUCUGGGUGUCUGUGGGGUUGCUGGUAAGUUUUUUACUACAGUUGCUUUGUAGCCAAGUAUAUGUAGCUGUUAACUGAUACCCCCCCCCCCCCCCCCCCCCCCACC